AUGGCUAUGGAUGAAGGAUUGCCAACGACGAGUACCACUGGGCAGUCGGAGUUGCAAAACCAGAGCCAGGGGGGAGGCUGGAGCCAAGCCUUGCAGAGCAUUGCGUGUAAUGAGUGCAGGCUUCGGAAAUCGAAGAUUCCCAAAGUUGUUCGGACUCCUUUGACGCGCCAAAACCUUACAUAUGCUGAAGACCGCAUACGAAAGCUUGAGGCAGCAAUUUCAACAUUGUUACCCAACGCAGACAUCGAAGCGUUAUUAGAAUCAUCUUCCUCUAAACAGUCAGAAGGCCAACGGCGACAAGAACCGGAACUCGAUCAAAAGCCUGUCUCCGUGGUUGUCCCUAAAUAUUUUGCGGUAGCUACAGAACCUUCGUCAGAGGCCCUUCCUCAACUUGCAGAUGGGUUCGGCUGGGCUGAAAGGGAACUUACUCUCACCGAGCUAUCAGAUGGCAUGGCAGCUCUUUCGAUCCGGCCUGAAGGCGCUGGAUAUCUUGGUGGUCCUUCAAGCGUUGCGCCACUUCGAGCACUCCUUAUGGGUGGUUGGGAUGUCAAUUCUUCCACUCAAUCAGAGGCAGCGGGUAAGGUUGCGCUUGAUUCCCAAUCAAUGAUGUGGCAAUCGACGCAUCCCGGAAUCGCACCUUCACAAAUUGUUGCUCAGACGGUGAUGGACGCAUAUUUUGCCAACUACCACACGAGUUAUCCAUUCCUCCACGAGGAAACAUUCCGAGCUCAGUUCGGCGAACAAAUCCCUAGGCCACGGGGCCAUGCAUGGCCGAUCCUUCUUAACACGGUUUUUGCCCUUGGUGCCUGGACCAUCGGAGAUGAUACUGUGGAUAUCCACGAAAUUUUUUACAAUGAAGCCAACCGAUACUUGCAACAUGUGUCAGUCUUUGAGAUAGGGAAUUUAGCAUGUGUACAGGCGUUCUUGCUCCUUAGCAAUUAUACGCAAAAGCGUAACAAGCCUAAUACUGGUUGGAAUUACUUGGGCCUUGCGAUACGGAUGGCGUUGAGUUUGCGUCUCCAUAAGGAGUUUCCAGAAUGGAAUAUUAGUUUGCUGCAACGGGAAAUGAGGCGAAGAGUCUGGUGGGGUGUGUUCAUUUUUGACAGUGGUGCAUCCAUCACAUUUGGAAGACCGAUUCUCUUGCCUGAUGCGAGCAUUAUGGAUGCGAAGCAGGUGCAGAAUAUCCCUGAUAACGCUUUGACAGCGUCAACGGAAGCCGUACCGCUUGAAACGGAUGAGCCAACUCUCUACUCAAGCCUAAUCGCCCAAGCGAAAUUCCAUCUAACAACCAAUGAACUUUACCACCGCCUUCUAUCAAACCGCAAUCUCUCAGCAGAAGAAACCUUAAAGCUGCAGACUCCCAUUGACGACUUCCUCUGCUCAUUACCAUCCUUUUUCGAACGUGAUGAUAGUCACCACGCAUACCCGCUAAUCACUCAUAUUGUGAGCGCAAAUUCUGCGAAGACCGGAGCAGGACCCUCGGGCAGCAAUAGUGCCGCCCAACAUGAUGAUGAGAGACUCCGUCAUGCAUGGGAGGCGAAUAUGGCUGGUAUAAUUUCGCAGGAGAUGGGCUCGCAGAAUCAGGAUAUGAUGUUCAGCGAUGCGUAUUCGUUCUUCGCAGGCGUGGCUGGUAAUCAUGAGAACUUGAGAAACUUUGGCGUAGUUCCAGGAGUGGCUGCUUUCGAUACUAGCCGUGCUUCUGGUUCUAGGCCUGAUCUGCUUGGCGGUACUAGCGGUGGGAGUAAGGAUAUCGCAUCCAUGGAGAAUGCUGCAGCUCGAGGUGGCAGUGGACCUGGCCCCGCUGCUGCUGCUGCUGCUGCUGCUGCUGCUGGGAUGGAGUUUUUCGAUUGGAUGGGCUUUGGCGCGGAAGGUGGUGUGGAAGGGAGGAGGUAUAUUUAA
Messenger RNA from Histoplasma mississippiense, 1899 nucleotides. RefSeq lists its product as hypothetical. Gene Ontology annotation, cellular component: nucleus. Gene Ontology annotation, biological process: DNA-templated transcription; positive regulation of transcription from RNA polymerase II promoter by galactose. Lineage: Eukaryota; Fungi; Ascomycota; Eurotiomycetes; Onygenales; Ajellomycetaceae. The transcript has 10 exons. Gene Ontology annotation, molecular function: zinc ion binding; RNA polymerase II cis-regulatory region sequence-specific DNA binding; DNA-binding transcription factor activity, RNA polymerase II-specific. The record is from RefSeq and is a predicted model, not a curated record. Bases 1 to 1899 code for a protein of 632 amino acids.